UUAAUGAUAAAAUUUGAUGAGAUCCAAAAAAGGCCCUUAAUAUGUAGAGGAUGUGCAGGAAGAACGCUUGGAUAUGAUAAACAUUGUUGUCAUGAAAACAAAUUUAUUAAUAUACUCAAAUAACACUAUGUAGAAGGAACAAACAUAGCCUAAUUAAGAGAAAUGUUAGAUUUAACAUAAGGAUGUGAAAAUUUUUGUGAAGAGCAUGGUUACCUUUAUGAAUUUAUCUUAAUAAAGAAAAAUUAGAAUAAUGCUACGUAAAUCUAAUUUGACGAGUAAAUUCUAUGUUGUAAAAAGUGCAUAAAAGAAGAGAAGAAUUUAUAAAAUUAUGAAAUUAAAUUGCUAAAUGAUGAAUAUUUUACAUAUUAAUAGGAGAAUUAAAACAUUUAAGAUUAAUAACAAUAGGCAUAGUAAGAAAAGGAAUUUUUUAUUAAAAAAAAAAGGUUGGAGGAUGCGAUGAAUGAUGCUUUUAAAAAUAUGAAAAUAGCACUUAAAGAGCCAUAAGGAAAUUAAAGAUCAAAACUAGAAAUUAAAAUAGGUGAAGCUGAAGAAAGAAAAGCAGAGAUAAAAACGAAUAAUUCAUAAUAAGUAUAGCCACAAGCCGAUAAUUAGGAUAAAGAAGAUAACGAAAAAGUUGAAAAUCUGAAAUUGCGUAAUUUAAUUUAUAUACUUAUUUUUAGUGAAAAAUGCUAUAGAAUCAAGAAUAAAAGCAAUUAGUAAUUUAGGAGAUGGAUAUCAUGAUUACUUACAUGAUGAAUUUUUAGAAGGAGAAUCAGUGCGUUUAAAACUAAUUGGAGAUGAUUGUCAAACUAAAGGAUAUUCAAUUAAUGAGUGUUACAAAAUGUUUGAUAACAUUUAAUAUAUUUGAGAUUUCCAUUAUAUUAUAAAAAUAUAUUAUGUAUUAAUAUAUAUAUUAGAUACUAUUUAAUGCCAGAGGACUUUUUAAGAUAAAUAUAAUAAUAUGAUAUGUACAUAAAUAAAUUCAUUCUCUUAAAUAUAAUUAUAAAUGAAAUAAAAUGCAAAAAAUAGAUUUUGUGAUUUAGUUCAUGCAAUUAAAUAAAGAAAUCCUGAAAGAUGCCUUAUAAUGAUUUUAGAUUAAAUUUCAGCCAAAAUUUUGAGUUCAAUAAUGAAACUUAAAGAUUUGAUAGACAUGGGAGUAUCAACAAUAGAAAAAUUGGAAUUACAACGUAAAUAAUAUCCCAAACACGAUGCUUUCUAUUUCAUAACACCUUCAGAUGAUUCAGUCAAUAGACUUAUUGGAGAUUUUAAAGACUAAUAAAUGUAUAGAAAAAUUAAUGUGAUAUUUUCUUACAAUUUACCUUAAAGAUUAUUAGAAUAGAUAUGCAAAUCAAAUCUAGCUAAUCGUAUAAUAUAAAUUAAAGAGUUCAACCAUCAUCUUUAUUUUCUUGAUGAUAAUACUUUCCAUUUUUAAAUUCCACAAAUUUACUUUGAUGAUUUAAUGCAAAUAGCUUAAUUGUUUUUAUCUUCUUUGCCUUCAAUGAGACCUUUUUAAUGUGUAAAAUUAUCAACAAUAAAAACAAAUCAAUUUGCAUAAUUGUUUACUAAUUAUCUUCCAAGAUUAUUAGAUAAUUGGGAAAGAACAAAUUAAAUGAUAAAAGAUGAUGGUGGAGAAUUACAUUUCUUAAUAUUGGAUCGUAAUUUUGAUCUUCUUACACCAUUGUUACAUGAUUUUCAUUAUGAAUCAUUAGUUGUUGAUUUAUUACCUUAGACUUUCUCUCCUUUUGAGUGUGAAGAUAAUGUAUAUUAAAAAUAUAGAUAUAAACAUAUUGCUUAUGCUUUAGAAGGAAUACCCUAAGAAUUUCAAAAAAUGGUUAAUACUAAUCCAUCAGCUCUAAUCCACAAAGGAGACUUUAAAGAAUUAGAUACUCAAAAGAUGUAGGAAAUCAUUAGUUCGAUGCCCAAUUAUAAUAGUUAAUUAAAAGACUUUACUUUUCAUAUGAAUUAAAUUGAUUAAAUUUGGAAAUAAUUCGAAACUAAAGGUUUAAAAGAUUUAGGAGAAUUAGAAUAAGCUCUAGCAACAGGGACUACUAAAUAAGGAAAUCAAACAAAAUCAGAUUAACUAUAUUAGGAAGUCUUAUUUAUGUUAUAAUCAAAAAUCAUUUAAGAUAAUGAUAAAAUUAGAUUAGUUUUAAUAAUUUUACUUACUGUAUCAAUGCCUGAAUAUGAACGUAAAUAGAUACUUGAUAAAAUAACAGAUUUAAAACCAUUUUAUGGUUUAUAGAAGUUAGGAUUUGAUUUUGAUAAAAUGAAAUCAAACAGAAUAACAAAAAAUAUUAAUAAAGAAUCAAGAUUGUUAGCUAAAUAAAAAUUAAGUCAAAUGACUUUAGAAUUAUAAAGACAUACACCUGAAAUUGAAAAAUUAUUGAAUGAUCUUUUGAAUGAUGAUAAUAAAUUUAAUACAGUUACUUUAUAUGGAUAAAAUUCAAGUUAAAAAUAAACAAAUGCUUAAUAAAGUUUGAGAUCAAAGAAAGAAGAAAAAGUAGAAUAAAUCAGUGUAUGCAUAUUUAUUUUAGGUGGAAUCAGUCACUCUGAAGUUUGUUCAAUAAGAAAUUAUUAUUCAAAUAAGUUAAAAUAAGUAUAUAUUGGAUCUACUUAAAUAAUAAGUCCAUUAUAGUAUUUAGAUCAAUUAAGAAAUUUGAGUUAAUUAUGA
This is a messenger RNA of Paramecium pentaurelia, 2671 nucleotides long. Lineage: Eukaryota; Ciliophora; Oligohymenophorea; Peniculida; Parameciidae. The record is from the annotation of a GenBank genome assembly.